AUGGAGCAGCAGAGUGGCCAGAAGCAAAGAACGCAGGGUGUGGAUAUGCUACCUCCACCACCCCCUCCUGUGCCACGGCAGCAUCUUGCAAAGGUGGGACUGAUGCAAGCCAGGGAGUUGUUUCGUGCAAAGAAGGCCAGUCUUAGUCUGCCCGAGGCCUCGUUGUCACCUGCAGAGAGAGAGAGUGGCCAACCUGGUUCAAGUCCAAGCGACAGAGGUGUGGCCAGUUCGGCUAGGCCUGUGGGAAUGGGCCUCUGGAUGUCUCCGGCGCACAGGAGCCCGCCGUACAAGAAACGAAGGGAGGAUGUGGACCAGGUGAGUCAGGUGCGUGCUGUGCCCCAGAAGCCAAUGCCGAGGCCCUGCUUGCAGCCUGUGGCAAAGACAGGGUGGGUGGACCGAGCUGCUGAGAAGGACCCUGCGCAAGAUGAGCCUGCAGGUGCUUCGCAGGCAGCUGCAGAGCCGCCGGCUGUGCCGAAGGCUGCAGGGCCACAGGUGGCUGUUCCGAAAGCUGCAGAGCCACGACCGGCUGCAGCAGUGCCAAGUGUGAAUGCAGAGCCGCUGCACACACCGGCAAAGCCUGCUGUCCCACCACUGCCAGGGAGCACGAAGCAAGUGCCGCGGCCCGCUAUCCAUCUGAGUGAGGUGCUCUUGGAGGAGGCUAUCAAGAAGCGGCAGGCUUUGGAAGACGAAAAUGAGAUCCUGCUGAAGCGUUUGACAGCUGCCGAGAAGGAGUUGCGUCAGCAGAAGCAAGCUGCGGGUGUUCCCGGCAGCUCAGUGGCUGGCCAAAUGCCGCAAGCCACCCAUGUGCCAUUUCCGCCCUCGCCUUCGCCGACAAGUCCCGGUGCGGUGCCCAUCCACACGCCACCCCGCCAGGCUCUGAACCUGCCUCCGUGUGGCAGUUCGCCCCUUCUUUCCUCGCUGCCUUUUGGUCUACCAGGGCCUGGUCUUCCUAUGCCGCCCAUGCCUUGGCCACCAGGUUCGGGCCAGCUUCUGUCGAGGCCGGGCUACCCGAUGAUGAGCAGCCAGUCAGGCGCGCCUGUGCUGGUGAGCAUGGCGACCCAGCAAGUGGUGGGCACACAGCCGGUGGUGGCCAAGCCAGUGGUGAGCACACCGCCCGUGGGCAUGGCGAGCCAGCCAGUGGUGGGCACACAGCCUGUGGUGAGCCAGCCAGUGGUGAGCACACAGCCGGUGCCGGGCACGCAGCCAGUGGUGAGCUCACAGCCUGGGCCGAGCACGCAGCCAGUGGUGAGCUCGCAGCCUGUGCCAAGCACGCAGCCAGUGGUGAGCUCGCAGCCUGUGCCGAGCACGCAGCCAGUGGUGAGCCAGCCAGUGGUGAGCCAGCAGCCAGUGGUGAGCCAGCAGCCAGUGGUGAGCCAGGUGAGCCAGCAGCCAGUGGUGAGCCAGCAGCCAGUGGUGAGCCAGCAGCCAGUCGUGAGCCAGCAGCCAGUGGUGAGCCAGCCAGUGGUGAGCCAGCCAGUGGUGAGCCAGCCAGUGGUGAGCAGCAAGCAGAUGGGUGCCAGGCCGCCGGUGAGCCAGCAACCGCACGAGGACCCGGAUGAGCUGGAAGGGGCACUUGAAAAUGUGUAUGAUGGGAUGGUGUUGCUGGCUGGUGUUCGCGAGAAGACUUGCCAGCAGAUUUCCAUCACCUCGCGCACCAGAUCCUGCAACAAUGCAUGUCGGUGCGUACCCAGCCACCCCAAGUCGAAGCUGGGCACGCCACACGGCCGAGUGAGCUACAGGGUGGGCAAAGCGUGCCAGGACAUGAUGAGAAGGCGCAUCCAGAGGCGCCAAGUGGGCAGCCUGAGCAGGCAGAGCAGCCAUUGCCCCGAGUGCCAGCAGAGGAGGUGGAGCGCAGUUCGAGUGUGCCCAAAGGGCCACAGUGACUCGGCAGAGAUGAAUGGAAAAGUGUGUUGCGCUUCACACCUGCAGAAUGUGUCGCCUCCAAAAAAAAUCAACAGCCAGUCGCACCCGGAAGCAUAUGGAUACCUUUAUCGCUACUGCAACAAGCUUGACAAGACUAACAGCCCAGUCAGAGCUGAGAUCUGUGCCAAGUGGCAGCGAGGAGGCUGUGAGAAGAACAAGCUCCUGAAAGACUUCGUGGAGAAGUGCUACCACCCAGGGGAGGACGCGCCUGCCAACCAAGCCCGUUUGGAGUGCAUGUUCAAGCUGCGGCAGAUGAGCAAAGAAUGGAAGCGAGGCCUCAAAGGCUUUGAGUGGCUGACUUUGUACGACAUCCAGCACCUCACACCUCCUUGGCCUGA
Messenger RNA from Symbiodinium natans, 2261 nucleotides. The record is from the annotation of a GenBank genome assembly. Lineage: Eukaryota; Dinophyceae; Suessiales; Symbiodiniaceae.